AGUAUAAUUUAAGUGAAUCAUGAAUAAAUAUAUCCAAGUUGCAACCUGGAAGUAGACUGCCCGAAACUUCAAGGCCCAAGUCUGGAAGAAGAAAAGGUCGGAAAAAUCCUUCAAAAUGCUGAUCAAAGUGAAGACCCUGACUGGAAAGGAGAUUGAGAUAGACAUUGAGCCAACAGACAAGGUUGAGCGAAUCAAGGAGAGAGUGGAAGAGAAGGAGGGCAUCCCACCACCUCAGCAGCGACUCAUUUUCUCAGGAAAGCAGAUGAAUGACGAGAAGACGGCAGCAGACUACAAAGUCCAGGGUGGUUCUGUUCUCCAUUUAGUGUUGGCUCUGCGAGGUGGAUACCCCCAGUGCUAGAAUGACUGUGAUCAUAGGAGAACCCCUUCUCGCCUUCUCGUUUGCCAGAGUAAGGAGAAGUCUGAUAGCUCUGCCAGGGACAAGAUCUCAGUCAGAACUGAAUGUGAUGGAUAGAGAGUUGCGGUAGCCAGUUUGAUUAGCAACUGGGAAAGCUAG
Molecule: messenger RNA, 514 nt
Organism: Penaeus vannamei (Pacific white shrimp)
Lineage: Eukaryota; Metazoa; Arthropoda; Malacostraca; Decapoda; Penaeidae
Gene: Nedd8
Product: Nedd8 ubiquitin like modifier
Biological process (GO): modification-dependent protein catabolic process; protein neddylation; regulation of proteolysis
Cellular component (GO): cytoplasm; nucleus
Molecular function (GO): ubiquitin protein ligase binding; protein tag activity
Source: RefSeq, a predicted model, not a curated record